AUGCGAGAACAAGUCCAUUUUUUAUUCAUCUUCUUGUCUUUGUCAAAUAAUCAAACAGAAUGUGGGAAUAACUUGAGAUUAACGAUAUGUUUCGGUUUUUGUUUCAGAGURCGAGUAGAGCACUACAARCACGAUAAAUCAUUCAAAGAGAGACUUCGGUUUUAUUUUGUAAACAAUCAACGUUAUAGUGUAAGAUGGCAAACGUUUCGUUUUUUAAUGAAAGUGUUGUCCUGUAUUUUAUAUGCAUUUCGAAGUAUUGUCGAUGACGAACCUGAUAAAGCCCAUUGGUAUGGCUGUAAUGAAGAGAAAUAUAUAAACACAUCAAAAUGGUGCUGUCAUCAAGGAAAGCUCAAUACAUCACAGGAAUAUAAUAUAUGUGCGCUUAUUUGGGUGCACAGAUCAGACGAGUUAUGGAUAAUACAGACUAUUAUAGCUUUUUAUUCGUUAAUCGACACCAUGCUUCAUUGCUACCUAAGCAAGAGAUCUUUUAUAAGUCAGAUUGUCAACCUUCGUAUGUUCAUAGAGAUCAUUUUAUCAGUUCCCUUUAUGAUAUCUAUAUUUUUACCAGAGAUUAGAAACAUAUGGCUUCCGUUGUUUCUAAAUUGUUGGUUAGCAAAAGCAGCUUUAGAGACAAUGUUUAAUGAUUUACACAGAUUGGUACUGCGUCAACAAUCAGCAUUAUCACAAAAAGUUCUUAUUCUAACUGGAACUUCUGUAGCUUUGGAGCUUCACUCAGAAGGGUUUAGUGGAACAGACAGAUAUGGCGAUGUUGCCGAGUCAAACCGAUUAAAACAACUUCAACAAUAUCCAGAAAAUGGAGUAAAAUACACAACCCCUGCACAUAUUGAGCUCGCAGUGGAGUCCCCCAAAGAUACACAUCAAGAGACACCAACAACAUCAGAAGAAAAACAUCAAGACACCGUUGACAACUCUGAUAUCUCAGAUGAACAAGAUUCAGGAACUACAUCACGUGGUAAAGAGGUUACAUUUAAUAUUGGAGAACCGGAAGAUGUGAAAGAGGAAGAAAGAAGGUGCUCAUCACCUUUCGUUCCCGAUGAAUCUGACAUGGAGUCUGAAGUUGGAAUGGAAAACGAAGAUGUUCCAAGUAGAAUACCAAACUAUCGUAUUGGYGUGUUACCUGUGUCGCCGUACAUUGGACGAACGCCUGUUAGAUGUCAUUUAUUAAAAAYACCAAAGGCUCACUGCUGCCUGAAACUAUAUCAGGACUGYCCUCAUCGRGACACRACCGACCAUAGACGCGUCCAGCAACAGCARGGUGGAGGYAUCAUCGUGGCGUCACCUGUAGCUGAAGCUGGUCUUUAUAACUUUAUUUUACCUUUGAGAGCUUAUCACCGACCAAAAAUCACUCUUAAACCUGUUAUACUCCUACUUGGRAAAGAACCUUGUCCAGACUUCUUAGAGGCUGUCUGUCAUUUCCCAAUGUUGUACUAUGUCACAGGAACAAUCAACAGCCUUGAUAAUCUACUGCAAGCUGGAUGCCUCACAGCUGAUAGCAUCGUGGUUGUCGGUCAGCGGAAUGCUCAUCAAUUUUAUGACGAAGAGCACAUGGCAGAUGCAAGUACCAUAGUUGGUGUACAAACCAUUUAUAGGUUGUUCCCAUCAGCUAAUCUAAUAGUAGAGCUAACACACGCAUCAAACAUGCGGUUUAUGAAGUUUCAAGCUGAUCAAAUGACGAUYAGCACUGAGUCGAUGGCAAGUCUUCGUGAGAGCGUCAAGCGGAAACUGAAGGAGCAAAAUAAAAGAGACCAUCUAAACUACAUGUUCCGCGAGCCGUUUGCAGCAGGCUACGUAUUUAGUAUGAGUAUGCUUGACACCUUGCUAUAUCAGACGUUUGUCAAAGAUUAUAUGAUAUCGUUGAUCAGUCUUCUUCUUGGCUGCGAACAGGCUCCAGGRUCUGGGUAUCUGUGCUCGUUUAAAAUCACAAGCGAUCACCUAUGGUUAGAGACAUACGGUCGGCUCUUCCAGCGUCUUUGUUCGACGACUUGUGAGAUUCCGAUAGGCCUUUACAGAACUCAAAUAGGACCAGGAGAGGAUGCCGAAGACGCGUGUCCGCGAGGGACAAAGUUYGAGAAGCGUGACAUAYUAGAGAUUAUUGGAUACAGAAUGAAACUUCUUGGUUUGAAUGAGCAACCGCAAGAAACAAAGCGGCCUGGAGUAUCGUACGUUGUUGUCAACCCAAAUCCAGAGUUUGACCUUCAAGAAGGCGAUAUCAUCUACCUUAUUCGUCCGACCAACACGUCUUCCUCGACGACGWCGUCGUCUCCAACAACGUCGGAACAUACUUCAGGGUUUGACACACACUUGUCUGUUGAGGACCCCUUGACAAAACGAUCUUUGGUAAACCGUUAAAGGAAACAAUGAUUAUUGCCUAGACACCUUCCUUUAUGAGAGGAACAAAUGGUUUAAAGUCCGUGUCCAGCGUGCUUGUUGGAAUACCCAGAAAACAUUGCGGYUAAUUGAAGCCAUCUUGGCUGGGGAGAACAACUUCUGUUCUAAAAUGCAGGACAAAAAAGACUGAAAGGUCUCUAAAAAAAUCAAAUGAACAUAUACAGAUUGUUCUAGCAAUCUUURCAUCAAGAAAUGCCUUACAAAGGCGUGAUGAAACUGAACUCAGASCAGCUAUGACGUCACUACAAAUAGCGAGCUUAGAUUUAGAAUAUCUUCAACGAAUUCUCGUGAUGAAAUGCAUAGAGGUGAAAAAGACUAAUGCCCUAAACCUCACGAAACACUACUAACUUAUUUCAUAUUCAGUUUAAUUUAUAUCACAAGUAUUUGUGGAGUUUAGAAAUUGCUUUUUUUAAUUAAAAAACGUGACGUCAUCACUGAUGACAUAUUAUAUAUAUGAUGACGUCAAAGAUGAUGUAAUGUCACAUAUAAACAUAUUUUUUAAGAUUUUAAUCAAUCAGUUUCAAGAAUUUUUACGAAUAUUUUGUUUAUUUUUGCUCAUGUUGUAAUUAUUUCGURUUGUUUGUACAUAAUCCCAAGUUACUUAAGACUUUUAGAGUAAAAAAGUUGCAGUUUACAUGUAGAUAUUUAUGAGAAAUAAUUAAUAUAUUUAAGAGAGAGAAACAGAAAGAUAAAUUAAAUUGUAUUAAGAGAGUCAGUCCACAGAACAUAAGACAAAAUCUAAGAAUAAAUAUGAAAAUUCAUGAAUGUU
Molecule: messenger RNA, 3178 nt
Organism: Exaiptasia diaphana
Lineage: Eukaryota; Metazoa; Cnidaria; Anthozoa; Actiniaria; Aiptasiidae
Product: potassium channel subfamily T member 1
Exons: 22
Coding region: 1-2370 (789 amino acids)
Molecular function (GO): intracellular sodium-activated potassium channel activity
Source: RefSeq, a predicted model, not a curated record